AAAAUACUGUACUUAAUAGUAAAAGGCGUGAUAUUGUGUGUUAAAAGGGUCAAAAAUCGUUAAAGCGCCUGAAGGUACAUUUUGCUGUAAAAUUCUGCCAUGAUAGUUCAGCAUGGUAAAAACUGAAUUUCAAGUAGCAAUGCACCGUUGGUUCUUAUUACGGACAAUACCGUGGCGGUGUUUUCCUCUUCCACACCGUUUUUCAAUAUAUAUGAAUACCUCGAGCUGGAAUCCGAAUGGACACACUUUGCACGAUAUCAGUAUGAACAUCUUCAACAAAAGUCAAGAAAACGAUCAACCAACCGGUAACACCUCAGCACAGCUGCUGCCAGCGCGAUAUACUGGCGAUCAGGUGCGUCACGCUUAUCUGGCGUGUCGCCCUGUGUUUUUUUGCCUCUUGGUCCUGUGCACCGUGGGCAAUGUGCUGAAUUUGGCGGUCUUAUUACGUAGUGCGUCGACGUGGAGAACAUCCGCUUCUCAUUACAUGAUCGCCACCGCGGUCUCUGAUUUGGUAGCUUUAUAAGUUUGCUAGCGAAUUUUAUUCUGUGCAAGCGUACUUCAUUGCGAACUGCGUAUGGAUAUACGAUGGCUUAGCUUACCCGACUUCUUAUCCGAUCAAGCAGUGGUUGCUAUAUGCCUCAGUCCAGAGUACAUUUCAAGCGGAGCAAAUCUCGUCCUUCCAUGGUUCUCGAACGCUUCCAUGAUUUUAGCUGAUUGGAUCAUGGUGGUAUUCUCGUGGGAGCGUUUACUUGUGAUUCUCAGUCCGUUUCGGUACGGCUUCCUGCAGCGCGUCGUAACAGCGCGCAUUAUUAUUGUCGCCCUUGUCAUUUUCUCGCUUGCCAGCUACAUGUACGAAUUUGCAGCGAACUACGAUUUUAUCGAACGCCCUGAGUGGCUCUCGGAGUGGGCCGAACAGAACCAAGUGGCAUUAAUUGCAGCGCGCAUUCUGACGUUUCUCUUGAUCCUUAUCCCCAGCAUAAUUUUAAUCAUCAUUCUUGCACGGCAUCAAAAAUCGGAGUUCAGCAAGAUGCGCCGCUCGCAGAAAGCCAGCAUCGCGGCUUCGGCAUCGACACAUGGCGCCCCCAUGCCGACCGAUAGAUCCUUAUCCCAACAUGCCACCAACAUCAUCCUGCUGAGCAGUGCACUGCUGCAUCUCAUCACGCGAACUCCAAAGUUUUUCGAUUUGUGUGCAUGGGCGAUACCGGGAGACAGCCGUAUCUUAUGUCACGGAUCUUAGCGUGUUCUUU
This is a messenger RNA of Paramacrobiotus metropolitanus, 1247 nucleotides long. RefSeq lists its product as uncharacterized. The coding region runs from base 575 to 1237 and encodes 220 amino acids. The record is from RefSeq and is a predicted model, not a curated record. The transcript has 5 exons. Lineage: Eukaryota; Metazoa; Tardigrada; Eutardigrada; Parachela; Macrobiotidae.